Messenger RNA from Huiozyma naganishii CBS 8797, 738 nucleotides. RefSeq lists its product as uncharacterized. NCBI's taxonomy places the organism in Eukaryota, Fungi, Ascomycota, Saccharomycetes, Saccharomycetales, Saccharomycetaceae. The transcript has a single exon. The record is from RefSeq and is a predicted model, not a curated record. Gene Ontology annotation, cellular component: membrane; endomembrane system. Bases 1 to 738 code for a protein of 245 amino acids.
AUGAUUAACAAACAGACUAGUAGUGGUGCUGGCCUUACUCCUACCCUUUCCUCUCUAGUGAUAAAUGUGGUUUCUGCGAUCGUGUGUUCCUGGGGGUUGUACCAUUGUUCGUGUGUGGUGUUGCCCGCAAGCUUAAAGAAAGCUGGACACAAGCAGUUUCUAACAAACAUUUCAGUGGUUGUCACAGUGAUCAACAACACGGCAAAUGUCAUCAAUUGGUUUGUACAAAGAUGUGCUGGUGCAGAGGUCCAGCAGUGGAAGGCGGUGUCCGCACUUGUGAGUAGAGAAAUCACUUUACCCUUUGCUCUCAUUAUGGAAACCAUCGUGCCGUUAGUGUACUGGCCACUGAGAUUAUUCGCCUUGAGGUUAAUCGCACAAGAUAUUCCAGCUGGUAUGAGGUAUCCGAUCCCCAUCUCGGUAGACUUGGCCAUCCACUUCUGGCCCAUUGUCUUCCUGCUGGGUGACCACUAUCUCUCCGGAUACGGGUCGAAAUUCAAGAUAUCCAAUGGCAAAGCGUGGCUUGUCAUUACGGGGACCGGGUUUGCCUAUUACAAAUUUUUGGCAGCCCUCAUCGACGUAUCUACAGGACAGGCGUACCCUUAUCCAUUCUUGAAUGUGAACGAACCGUACAGAUCAAUCAUAUUUGUGUUCGUAUCCACAAUUGCAUGGCUGAUCUUUAUCGGCUACCAAGCUCGAGUCCCACACCAAUUGCAACGUUUACAGAAGAAGACAGCGUAA